This is a messenger RNA of Plectropomus leopardus (leopard coralgrouper), 1311 nucleotides long. RefSeq lists its product as uncharacterized. NCBI's taxonomy places the organism in Eukaryota, Metazoa, Chordata, Actinopteri, Perciformes, Serranidae. The record is from RefSeq and is a predicted model, not a curated record.
GCCAGAUGAGUGUGCCACUUAUUUGGAUUACUGCCAUUUGACAGUAUCAGUCGUUCCUGUACUCAUAACUCAUCUUUUUUUUUUAACUUGUGUACAUAUUUAAUUGUACAAAACUUAAUUCGUCUUGGAACUAUAUCAAGAUCACCAUCAAUAUACCAACAUGAAUGGCCUCAUCUUCCUGUUGUUCUGCAUAGAAAUACUGGGUGCACUCUUGUGUGGAGCUCAAACUGCCCCAGGAUCGACUGCUGCUGUCUUUUUGAGUACUACAAAUCCCAAAAGUGAUUCAAAUGCAGACUCCUUUGUUCACUCUUCUCCAAUACCAUCCCUACCUGAUCUCACCAGUGUGGCCGACGCCAUUUCUGCAGCCACCACUCAGCCACCUGCAACAGCCUCCAAGAGUCAAAGCAUUUUACCUCCAACUCACCCACAGCCCACCCCGACUUCCACCCCCACUUCCAUCACCAUGCUAAGCUUUUACAAGAAGGAAUAUCUGCUGGUGUUCAUGGUGGUCGGUGGACUGAUCUUGCUCUGCGUUAUUCUGAUGAUUUGUUGUUUGUUCCUGAUGUGUAAGGUUUGCCAGUUGAACAAACGCAUCAAGAUGCUGAGCAGCGAUGCCGACCCCGACUACUGGAUGGGAACUGCCAAGAAGAACAAAAGCACGCCGGAGACAGAAGCCAAAGAGACCACCGUGUUAAUGGCAGACAUCAGUCAAACAGUGGAGGAGGUGGGUAACGGCACCAACAAGGAAGAAGGGGGGAAGGUAAACGAGGACGAACAAACAAUAGAGGAGGGCAAGAAUGAGGAGGGAGAUGCUGCAAGGAGUGAGGAGGCUUCAUCUACACCUGCGACCGUUACAGGAAAUGCACCUUCCUCAAAGCCACAAGAGGAGGCUGCAGAUGCCCAGACAGCUAAAGCUGAAGCAGCCUCCUCCUCUACAGGCACAGAGGAGCCAAAAGAUGUGGCAUAGAGUUUCGUUGUGUACCAGAGUUUCCUGAGCACCUGACUCCACUUCCCUAUAGCUUUACAAAUCUUUGCGGUACAUAAAGGACAUUUUUUCUGCAGCUUUUUAUUUUUACAGUGAAUUAAACCGUUGAAACCUGGAACAACAUUGCAUCAGACACCAUUGACAAAUAUUUAAAUCUUAAAACCCUGAGAAAAUUUAGAGAAUUUAGUACAUUAAGAAAACUGUUUUUAAAAAAGCCAGGGGAACAAUUUCCAGAAGACUACAUUAUCAUAUUAUAUAAAGUUUUUUCUUUUUUGCUAAUUUUUUGGUACUUUUCAUGUACGUUUUACUAAUUUCUUGCUAAUUUA